CUUUGAACCACUUCUAGAGAGAAUUCGUAAAGAAAAUGCAAUUAAAGGACUGACAAUUAACGGAGCAAAUGUUAAAGUAUCUAGCUACGCUGACGACUUAACGAUUAUCAUGGAUGGAUCUGAGCUAUCUCUAAAUAAAUGUAUGGAUACCUUUGAGGACUUCGAAACAGCAUCUGGGCUGAAAUUGAACCGGCAUAAGUCACAAGCUCUAUGGUUGGGUAGGAACGGGCAUUUAAGAAAGCCGAUUUGCACGCAAUUUAAUAUCCAGUGGCCAACGACACCCAUUAAUGUAUUGGGCGUGAAGGUAUCUAACAACCCGAAUAUUAACAUUUCAGAAAUAAAUUAUAAUGAGAAAUUUGUCAUAAUGAAGGAUAAACUAGCGCCAUGGAUAGGUCGCGGUCUUACUCCAUACGGGCGCGUUCACCUUUUGAAAACCGAAUUGAUAUCUCAGCUGGUGUAUGUUAUGACAGUGCUUCCAGCUCCUCCAAAACCAUUUAUAAAAGAAGUAGAAAAGCUCAUGUUCAAAUUCAUAUGGGGCGGAAAGAAAGAUAAAGUCAAACGUAUGACAUUAAAAAGUAAAUAUAAAGGUGGCGGCCUAAAGGUGCCAGACUUAGCACUUCAGGCACAGAGUUUAAAGGUUACCUGGAAGGGCCUGGUGACCCCAAUGCUUUUUCUAAAUGACGACAUAACGCUGUUUCACUGCAAUACAAAUGCAAAGUACAUAAAAAACACGGUAAAGAAUACUUUUUGGGAGGAAACGUGCAUUGCAUGGAAUAACAUUAACGGAGCUAAUCUUAGUGCCACAGAUCAAUUGCAAAAUAGCAUAUUAUGGGCGAACAAAGAUUUGAACAUAGAAAGCAAUGCCAAUAUCAACAGGAAACAUCUAAUAGAAAAAGGUAUCAUUAGACUAGCAGAUAUAUGUAACUUACGAAAGAAAGAAUUAAUGACAGUCAAUGAAAUUUCACAAAAAUUUGGUGUGCACCCAAUGGUUUCAGCGGCAAUAAAAAACGCAGUGCCAACCGCUUGGAGCAAUAAAAUACGAAACCUUCAGAGAAGUGUCAAUGCAACAUCUAUAGAACAGUUGCAAAAUUCAUCUAAACCAGCAAGAUGGGCAUACUCCAAGUUAUUAGAACAAUCGGCGACGUCGGACGCUGCAGAAGAGCCGCCCAUUCCGGCCGGCGCAGAUGGCACAUAUGCGGCGCAACAGCUGCCCAGCGGCGAGGACACGACCGCCGUCGCCGGGUCGGCGAGGUUUGAGUGUUAG
Molecule: messenger RNA, 1264 nt
Organism: Amphibalanus amphitrite
Lineage: Eukaryota; Metazoa; Arthropoda; Thecostraca; Balanomorpha; Balanidae
Exons: 3
Coding region: 110-1264 (384 amino acids)
Source: RefSeq, a predicted model, not a curated record